Molecule: messenger RNA, 453 nt
Organism: Candidozyma duobushaemuli
Lineage: Eukaryota; Fungi; Ascomycota; Pichiomycetes; Serinales; Metschnikowiaceae
Exons: 1
Coding region: 1-453 (150 amino acids)
Source: RefSeq, a predicted model, not a curated record
AUGAUUGGACGCUCAGCAGCCGAGUUUCAAAGAGCUACAGAACUUGCCCAGCAGGAAGGUGUGCCGUGCAAUAAUAUAAAGCUAGGUCAAAAGUUUGGGAAAUUUUUCCAGCGUUAUUGUGCCCAUCGUGGUGCUAAGAUAGACUAUAAGAAACCCCAGAAUCCAACUCUUCCAAAGUCAUUCUCGCUCACAAGCUCGGGAGACGAGGGCUCUACAAAAACUUUCCUGUCUCGUGAAGCUGAACAAGGCAGUUUUGCAGAUAUGUCCAGCGGAUUCAUGGAUCAAGAUAGUAAACCUGAUGAAGCUAUGUCCUCGGAUGAGCCCAGUGAGGCUUUAAAUGAGAAUCAAGCAGAGAGCAACAAGGCUGAUGAAGAGGCAGAUGACGAUGAAGAGCUCAUGGACAGCGUGCUACUUGAGUAUUUCAAAAAUCUGCUGCUUCUUGGAACGCCAUAG